Kogia breviceps (pygmy sperm whale) is the source of this 727-nucleotide messenger RNA. RefSeq names its product single-pass membrane protein with coiled-coil domains 3 (gene SMCO3). The record is from RefSeq and is a predicted model, not a curated record. NCBI's taxonomy places the organism in Eukaryota, Metazoa, Chordata, Mammalia, Artiodactyla, Physeteridae.
UGCUGGGACCACUGAACUCAGAAACACAGCAAGAGAUCAUAUUUGAAAUAUGGCUCAAAGUGACUUCCUCUACCCAGAGAACCCAAAAAGGCGGCAAGAAGUAAAUCGUCUUCACCAGGAGCUCCUUGACUGCUUAUCUGACAGCUUCCAUGCCACCAAUAAGCUGAUUGGGGUUUUAAAUACGCACUUAGGGUGCAGGCUGGCCUCCAUUGAAAUGAAAAGAGAUGCGACCAUCAAAGAAAACUGUGAUAUCAUCAUCCAAGCCAUGAUGAAAAUCCAAAAAGAAUUGCAAAAGGUUGAUGAAGCACUGAAAGAUAAACUAGAGCCAACCCUCUAUAGAAAACUUCAGGAUAUUAAGGAAAAAGAGACCGAGAAAAUUGCAAUAGUACAAAAGGUUAUUUCAGUCAUCCUGGGAGAAGCUACUUCUGCUGCCAGUGCAGUGGCUGUUAAACUCGUGGGCUCAAACAUCACAACUGGCAUAAUUAACAAGUUGGUCACUGUGUUAGCUCAAAUUGGUGCUUCUCUCCUUGGCAGCAUAGGAGUUGCUGUUCUUGGCCUUGGCAUAGAUAUGAUCUUCCGUGCCAUUCUGGGAGCAGUGGAGAAAACACAGCUUCAAGAAGCCAUCAAAAGUUAUGAGAAGCAUCUGGUGGAAUUCAAGUCAGCUUCAGAAAAAUAUCAUCAUGCCAUUAUUGAGGUCACCAACACAGUGAAACACCAAAUGAAAUAA